AUGGCAUCAUCCAAAACCUCAACUCUUUCUCUCUCUGCAAUCACUGUCCUCCUCUUCAUCCUCUUCAUCCUCCUCUCUCUUCUCUCCUACGCAAAAGCAUCAGAAACCCACAACAACAAAACUUCAUCACCAUUUGAGUUCCUUGACCAUCUCAAGGGGUGUCACAAGGGUGACAAAGUUCAAGGCAUCCAAGACCUCAAAAAAUACCUCGAAAAGUUUGGUUACUUGAAUGGCAAUACCAACAAUGAUGACUACUUUGAUAAUGAAUUGGAGUCGGCCAUCAAAACUUACCAAAUCAAUUACCACCUCAAGGUCACCGGAACAUUAGAUGAGAAAACCGUGUCAAAAAUGGAGAUGCCUCGAUGUGGUGUACCGGAUAUCAUCAACGGUACCACCUCCAUGAGAUCAGGAAAGAAAAGGGGAGGACAUGGUUCAACUCACACAGUUGCUCACUUUUCUUUCUUCCAAGGAAGCCCAAAAUGGCCUGCCAAUAAGUAUCACCUCACCUAUGGUUUUCUUCAAGGCACCCCAUCUGAGGCUGUGGGCGCAGUUGCACGAGCUUUUGCAACAUGGCAGGGCAACACACACUUCACGUUCAGCCAAGCCCAAAGCAUUGAGAGCGCUGAUCUGAAGAUCGGUUUUGGAAGGCGUGAUCAUGGAGAUGGACACCCGUUUGAUGGGCCGCAGGGGACCGCUGCCCAUGCAUUUGCUCCAACAGAUGGGAGAUUUCACUACGAUGCUGAUGAGACGUGGGUUGUGGGUGCUGUGCCUGGUGGUUUGGACUUGGAGACUGUGGCUUUGCAUGAAAUUGGGCACCUUCUUGGGCUUGGCCAUAGCUCUGUUCCAGGAGCUGUCAUGCUUCCUGAAGUCCGCACUGGAUUUACCCAGAGCUUGCAUGCGGAUGAUAUUCAAGGAAUUAAAGCUUUAUACAACACUUGA
This is a messenger RNA of Prunus armeniaca (apricot), 939 nucleotides long. Lineage: Eukaryota; Viridiplantae; Streptophyta; Magnoliopsida; Rosales; Rosaceae. The record is from the annotation of a GenBank genome assembly.